AUGCAAAUUAAUUUUAAUUCGAAAAAUUUGUCUUUAAAUUCACGUUUUGAAUCGCAAAAAAAUUUAAUAGCUUUUUGUUUUAUUGAGAUUAAAUGUUGCAACGAAAAGUCACUAUGGAUAGAACGUACGUUCAAGAAGCGAGAGUGCAUCCAAUUCAUGCCUGAAAUUAAUGAUUACACAAAAUGCCAGUGCGGCAAAGAUGAAUUCUCGCACACAAACUCGCGGAUGAAUGAGAUCACUAAAUCCUCGUAUGCAGUUCCUCCAGUUUGGGAUCCCCUGACAAACACAGAUCUCCUGCCAACCGAUGCUUACGGGACGAUAGAAUUUCGAAACGGCAAGUCUCAGUACAUACGCCUGUCUAACGACACCCACCCGGAAGACGUCCUCACCUUCCUUCACACUCACUGGCGACUGGACAAUGCGAAGAUGUUGAUUUCAAUAUACGGAGAUUUCGUGAACUAUGACCUUCGACCUGAACUUCGUGAGGUGUGCAACGAAGGGAUUUUUAAUGCUGCUAAAACAACGGGCGCCUGGGUCAUAACAGAUGGCGUUCAUUUAGAUGUUGUUAAACGGUUGAACGAAUCAUUAGGUGACACAACGGGACAGUCCCGGCACAACAUCGUAAGGAUCGGCAUCGUCGCGUGGGGAGUUGUGCAUCGGAGGGAAGAUCUCAUUGGCAGGAAUAAAUCCGUGCCUUAUAGUUUUUCGUCAGCUAAUAACGACGGGACUGUUCUGAACGUCAACCACUCUCAUUACCUACUCGUCGACGAUGGAUCGGUUGGAAAGUUCGGUUCUGAAAUAAUUCUGCGCAAGAAUCUCGAAAGAUACAUCUCCCAGCAGAAGAUUGCCAACAACAGUAACCAUGGUACACCUGUAGUAAGAUUGCUAAUGGGAGGUGGCAGUAAUUGUAUCCGAUCCGUAAUCGACUGUGUCACAAACAAACCGCCCAUCCCUGUUUUGGUGAUUGACAAGAGUGGUGGAACGUCUGAUUUGCUGUCAUUUGCUCAUGAAAAUAUUCAAUCUGAUGGGGGCAUGUCGCAGAAUACAAGGAAACGACUGCAGGCGAUGAUAUCCAACCUUUCUCGAUUGGAACAUUCAGCUUAUGAAAAUGUAUUCGAGGAAUUAAUGUUAUGCGUGAAGCACAAAAAAUCGAUAACAAUUUUUAGAUUACAGAACGGAAAGGAGAGUCUUGACCAAGCCUUGCUCAGUGUCCUGUUGAGAUGCCAAAAGUCAAGUUUGCAGUAUCAACUGCACUUAACAAUGGCGUGGAACAGAGUGGAUGUGGCCAGAAAGCACUUCCUUGCUUGCGCUCACUUAUGCAAAGAAGGAGCUCUGGACAGCCUGAUGUUGGAAGCCCUUGUACAUGAUAGGGUUGAAUUUGUCCAGUUGUUAAUCGAGAGUGGACUGAAUGUGAAAAUGUGGCUGACCAUCAAAAGACUCGAGGAGUUGUAUAAUCAGAGAUUUGAUCCAACCAGUACAUUGAGACAUCUUCUCAGCGAACAGAAAACGGUAACUCAUCAUCAUCAUCGUCGCCAUCCUCCUCCUCAUCAUCAUCAUCCUUUCAUCGACUAUGUGCCGUCUAAUUAUAGAUUCAGCCUGUACGAGAUUGGCCAAGUUAUAAAUAAACUAAUGGGCGGGGCCUUCCAAUCUUUGUAUGGAAAGAGGAAAUUCCGUUUGCUGCACAAUGCCGCAAAGAUAAAAAGCCGCAAAAUCUCCACCGCAUCUAGAACCUCAACGACUUCGACGACUUCCACAAACGACGACGACUACAACCACUUGUUGUCAGAUACCUUCAAGUACCCUUACAGUGAACUGAUGAUGUGGGCUGUCCUCUUGCGAAGGCACAACAUGGCCAGGUUCAUGUGGCGCAUGGGACAGGAAUCCAUGGCUAAGUGCUUGAUAGCGGGCAAACUGUACAGUGGCAUGGCCAGGGAGGCCGACGAAGAUGAAGAUGAUGUGGGCGCCUCUUACGAAAUCGACAAACACCAUCAGGAAUUUGUUGCUCUUUCAACCGAACUGUUGAACCACUACUGUAAGAUCGACAGCGAGCUGACGAAGCUGCUUCUUACGUACGAACUCAGCAAUUGGAGCAAUCAGACGUGCCUCAGUUUGGCUGUGGCAGAUCGUAACAUGAACUUCCUGGCACACACCUGCUGCCAGGUGCUAUUGACCGAAAUGUGGAUGGGUGGACUGCGAACUCGCAAGUAUCCAAGUAUCAAGGUCAUAUUUGGCAUUCUUUGCUUUCCACUGAUUUUCUUUUUCAACUACAAAAGUAUCGAAGAGCUUGAGAUCAUGCCUCAAACACAACACCAACUUCAACAACUCAAUCUACCGAACGCCAUCAUCGACAUUCCUUCGUCAUCUGGCAAAUCAUCGACAGCUGUCGCAGCUGCUGCAACUGCUGCUUUAGCUGCUGUCGGAGCUGCGGCUGCAGGAAUGAACAGUGCCACUAAUCAAGAUGGACCACAACUUUUUACAGAACGCCUGGUUGUUAUACGAUGCAAAAUCAUUCACUUUUAUGCAGCUCCCAUCACAAAAUUCUGGAUGCAUGCAAUCGGCCACUGCGUAUUUGCAUUGUUAUUCUUCUACAUGGUCAUCCAGCCCACACCAGCAGAACGCAGAACCGCUGCAGAGUGGUACGUCCUUGCUUACAUGUGUGCUCUCACAGGGGAAAAAUUCAGAGAAUUCGUAACGUGUGAUGCCCCAAAGAUAAGACAGAAAGUCUUCAUCUUCUUCAAUGAUUUUUGGAACAUUGCCGACAUUUCAUCAAUCUGCCUCUUUUAUAUUGGCUUCGCUCUUCGAUUCCACUUUGAUUCAACUUCCAGAGUAUUUUAUUCCCUCACUGUUAUGCUGUGCAUCGUUAAAUUUGUCGAGUUCUUCGUCAUUGGUCCUAAGUUCGGACCGUACAUAACAAUUCUCAAGAAGAUGGUGAGUUGGAAGAAGGAUCUCCUAUUCUACAUUCUGGUCAUCCUAGUUAGCUUUGGAACAUUCAGACAAUCCCUCUGGUUUCCGGAGCAAGAUUUCAAGUGGUCGUCGGUCAGAAAAAUAUUUCUCAAGCCUUACUUCAUGCUCUACGGAGAAACCUAUAGUGAUGAAAUCUGGCCUGAUUGCGUGGAUGAUGUGACAUCCGAGGAAGAGUUUCCAUGUGUGCCUGGAAGGUGGCUGGUGCCUUUUAUCUUUGCUGUGUACUUGGCGGUUGGCAUCAUUGUCCUGCUCAGUCUUCUCAUUGCUGUCAUCAACGGAGUUUUCAUGAGAAUAUACGCCCAUUCGAACACUGUUUGGAAAUUCCAACGUUACAAUUUGAUAAUAAAAUACGAAACGAGACCCAUCCUGCCUGCUCCGUUCAUCCUCAUCAACCACGCCUUCAUCACUUUUAGAUACCUUCUCAUGUGCUGUACCAAGAAGCAAACGUUUUUCGAUCGCGGACUAAAGGUAUUUCUGGAUGAGCAGGACCUAGAGAAGUUGCACGACUUUGAAGACGGCUGCAUCCAAUCAUUCCACAAAAACAGAGCUCGACGGACCACAACCAAUGAUAAACAAACGGACAAUCAAAAAGCUUUAAAGUUAGGUAUUUGUUCGGAAUUUCAAAAUGUUGAAACUUGA
This is a messenger RNA of Helobdella robusta, 3603 nucleotides long. RefSeq lists its product as hypothetical. The record is from RefSeq and is a predicted model, not a curated record. Gene Ontology annotation, molecular function: monoatomic cation channel activity. Gene Ontology annotation, biological process: monoatomic cation transmembrane transport. NCBI's taxonomy places the organism in Eukaryota, Metazoa, Annelida, Clitellata, Rhynchobdellida, Glossiphoniidae. Bases 1 to 3603 code for a protein of 1200 amino acids. Gene Ontology annotation, cellular component: membrane. The transcript has 25 exons.